Messenger RNA from Galendromus occidentalis (western predatory mite), 942 nucleotides. Its product is annotated as plexin domain containing lethal (1) G0289. The transcript has 4 exons. The record is from RefSeq and is a predicted model, not a curated record. NCBI's taxonomy places the organism in Eukaryota, Metazoa, Arthropoda, Arachnida, Mesostigmata, Phytoseiidae. The coding region runs from base 1 to 942 and encodes 313 amino acids.
AUGCUCAGCGAAAGCUACCGUCGGGCAGCGACCGUGAACCUCACAUUCGACUUUCCCUUCUACGGACAUCCGAUCAACAACGUGACGAUCGCCACCGGAGGCUUCCUGUAUGUGGGCUACAAGCUACACAUGUGGCUUGCGGCGACCCAGUACAUAGCUCCUCUGAUGGCUAAUUUCAAGGCGUCGGUAAACUCCUCCGAGUCUUCCCUGAAGUAUUACGAUAACGGAACGGUGUUUGUUGUCGAAUGGCGUAACGUCCAACUCGAAGACUACAGAGAGGCGGGCAAUUUCACUUUCCAAACCAUCCUCCACAAAAACGGAGAUAUCGUCUUCGUCUACAAGAGCAUCCCCAUUCCGAUUUCGAAUAUCACCGAGAAGAACCAUCCAGUGAAGAUUGGAAUAUCGGAUGCCUACCUCUUCCAGCGCGUCAUAUAUCUUCUGAAACGCAAAACCAUCUACGAGUACCACUCGAUCAACAAGAAGACGGACCAGGUCCGCUCGAACUCCGCCAUUGUGAUUCGAGCGUUGCCCACAUGUGUUUCGCUGAAAAGCUGCGAAGAAUGCACCACAGCUCAGAUAAACUUCAACUGCACGUGGUGUGAGUCCGUUCAGCGAUGCUCUUCCGGGGUCGAUCGCCACCGCCAGACUUGGAUCAGUAACAAGUGCGAGGAGAACGUGACGCCGAAGGGCCACUGUCCCGCCACGGAUGGCCAUAACGCAUUGGCCAGCGCCGAUAACGCUACGAGGGGAUCGGGCGGUAGCGCCGGCCUCCAAGCCCUGUUCGUCAUAAUCGCUUUGGUUUUGGGAGUUUCCCUCUGGGUGUUUUACGCGUACCGGAACCCUAGGUCACCCAGUGGUCAAUUCCUAAUCAAGUACCGCCCUUCGCAAUGGAAACGUCACGGGGAAGCCAGAUACAUUGCAGCAGGCUCCCUACACAUGUAG